This is a messenger RNA of Gossypium raimondii (Peruvian cotton), 579 nucleotides long. RefSeq lists its product as uncharacterized. Gene Ontology annotation, molecular function: aspartic-type endopeptidase activity. The coding region runs from base 1 to 579 and encodes 192 amino acids. Gene Ontology annotation, biological process: proteolysis. The record is from RefSeq and is a predicted model, not a curated record. NCBI's taxonomy places the organism in Eukaryota, Viridiplantae, Streptophyta, Magnoliopsida, Malvales, Malvaceae. The transcript is spliced from 3 exons.
AUGAGACCUGAGGCACGAGCACCAGCUAGGGCUUACGUUAUUCACGCGCGCGAGGAUGCUUCUGCGUCAAAUGUUAUUACCGGUACUGUCUUUAUUUAUGAUACUGAUAUAACUGCUUUGAUUGAUUCGGGAUCAACCUAUUUAUAUGUGUUUAUGAAUUUAGUGUCUAGUAAAAAAUUACCUGCUGAGUCCACUGAAUUCGUUGUUAAAGUGUCAAACCCCUUUAGUCAGUAUGUGCUAGUUGAUAAAGUCUGUCUACAUGAUGAUGUGGUAAAUUGUAGACGAAAGCUUAUCGUAAUAAAAUGUCAGAAUGGUGAGAUGCUUUGUAUUGAAUCAGAAAAUCUCAGUGGGUUGCCUAUUGUGAUAUCAACUAUGUCAGCACAGAAGUAUGUGAGAAAAGAGGAGUUACCUGGAUUACUACUGAUUAGAGAAGUCAAGUUUGCUAUAGAACUUGUACUGGAAACAUCUCUGAUAUCGAUAGCACCUUAUAGAAUGGCUCCUACGGAGUUAAAAGAGUCGAAAGUACAGUUGCAUGAGUUGAAAGAUAGGGGUUUUGCUCGACCCAAUUUUUCACCUUAG